Molecule: messenger RNA, 2598 nt
Organism: Pundamilia nyererei
Lineage: Eukaryota; Metazoa; Chordata; Actinopteri; Cichliformes; Cichlidae
Product: 5,6-dihydroxyindole-2-carboxylic acid oxidase-like
Exons: 7
Coding region: 270-1835 (521 amino acids)
Biological process (GO): melanosome organization; melanocyte differentiation
Cellular component (GO): melanosome
Molecular function (GO): oxidoreductase activity
Source: RefSeq, a predicted model, not a curated record
CCGGUAGUCAUGCGCUAAUCCGGUAUUUAAGGUCGUCGGUUCAGUGGUUUUGGGGGGGAAACAGAAGUGGAGUCUUGCGUGGGUGCAUGGAAGGUGGAGGUUUACACCCACUCAUUUGGCAGAGAAGAAAUAACUUCUGAUGUGAAGUGAUGCAAGUGUAUUUUGGGGGAAAAUAAUUAGUUCAGGUUUGUACUCGAAGUCAGUCAGUAAAAACAGACUCGAAACCAGCCGUGCGUAAAACUUUGGCAGCGACUUUUCUUUUUUGGAUAAUGUGGCAGUUCUGCUUUUUGGUGAUUGUGGGCGCGGUGGUUGUGAGCGCUCAGUUUCCCAGAGAGUGUGUGACUCCAGAGGGUCUCAGGAGUGGACAGUGCUGCCCGUCGCCUUCUGGACUGCCUAAUGACCCGUGUGGCUCCAGCACCGGGCGUGGACAGUGUGUGUCGGUGGCGGUGGACACACAGCCGCAUGGGCCUCAGUACCCGCACGACGGACGGGAUGAUCGGGAACGAUGGCCCAGCCGUUUUUUCAGCCGUACCUGUCAGUGUAACGGAAACUUCAGUGGUCAUAACUGCGGCCGCUGUAAACACGGAUUGACCGGGCCCAACUGUGACCAAAGAGUUCCUGUUGUGAGAAGAAACGUGAUGCAGCUCAGCGCGGAGGAAAAACGUGCGUUCGUGAACGCAUUGGACCAGGCCAAGCGCACGGUGCACCCCGAUCUGGUAAUCGCAACGCGGCACUAUCCGGGCAUCUUUGGCCCUGACGGGAACACCACGCAGUUUGAAAACGUCUCCAUCUACAAUUACUUCGUUUGGUCCCACUAUUACUCCGUCAGCAAGACCUUCCUGGGCGCGGGGCAGGCCAGUUUUGGGGGCGUGGAUUUUUCGCACGAGGGCCCCGGUUUCCUGACCUGGCACAGGUACCACCUGCUCCAGCUGGAGCGAGACAUGCAGGACAUGCUGCAAAACCCUUCCUUCGCCCUGCCCUACUGGAACUUUGCUAUCGGGGGAAACACAUGUGACAUCUGCACAGAUGACCUGAUGGGAGCCAGGAGCAAUUUUGACAUGAACUCUCUGAGUUCUAACUCCAUCUUUUCCCAGUGGAGAGUCGUCUGUGAGAGCGUGGAGGACUACGACACGCUGGGAACCAUCUGCAACAGCACCGAGUCUUCUCCCAUUAGAAGAAACCCGGCAGGAAAUGUGAACAGGCCUAUGGUCCAGCGUCUCCCGGAGCCCCAGGACGUGGCAGACUGCCUGCAGGUCAACACUUUUGACACGCCGCCAUUUUUCUCCACCUCCUCUGAAAGCUUCAGGAACACCAUUGAAGGCUACAGCGCCCCCAAGGGGAACUACGACCCUAUAGUGAGGAGCCUCCACAAUCUGGCUCAUUUGUUCCUGAACGGGACAGGAGGACAGACUCACCUCUCCCCGAACGACCCCAUCUUCGUCCUGCUCCACACCUUUACCGACGCAAUAUUUGAUGAAUGGUUGAGGAGGCACAGCCCAGAUGCGGCUGUGUACCCAGAACAAGAUGCUCCCAUCGGUCACAACAGGCGCUACAACAUGGUGCCCUUCUGGCCUCCGGUGACCAACUCGGAGAUGUUUGUGACCGCCCCUGAAAACCUCGGUUACUCUUACCAAGCCGAAUGGCCAGGUGAAAAUUUCACCCUGAGCGAAAUCAUAACCAUGGCCAUAGUCGCUGCCCUUAUGAUCGUCGCGGUCGUUUUCGCUCUCACCACGUGUGCUGUGCGUGCCCGGUCUCACAGGAAGGAGGGCCACCAGCCUCUGCUCGGGGAUCAGUACCAGCGCUACGAUGAUGAGAAAAGCCAAUCUGUUGUAUAAACUCUCUCUCACACACACAAGCCCCACUUUAAAGCGCCUCUUUGUCUCACAGUGACACGCUUGUGUGGUUUGUUAAAGUCUGAAUCUGUUCUCACUAGAACAUAAAAUCAUCUCUUUUGUUGCUGCAUUUGUGCGUCUAUAUUUACAAAUAGUGCAGAUGUAAAUAUUGACUUUUACAUUUCCUACUUACUGAAGACUUUUUAUAAUAAAAAGGCCCUGAAAUAGACUUUCACCCCGUCUCUGCCCAGCGUCACCCCUCCAGGACCCUGAAUUUGAUCAGUGGUUAAAAAAAGGCCUUAAAUCAGGAAUUGCAUAUCAAGAUCAGCUGACUUCUAAGUUCAGUGUUUGCUGAGUCACUUAACAAAAAGGGGGCACGCCUGAAAGGAAUGUGCCAGUGAGCGUUUUACAUCCAUUUAAAGUAAUGAAGGAAGUAAUACUUCCUGAACAUGACUAUCGUUUUACUAACUGCAUACUCUACAUCAUCCCCUGAGUUUAUCUGACUUCUUAGGUUCGCUUGGUUCAGUUGCACAAUACCAGAAAAGGUAUAUUUCAUCAAAGUGCCCAUGCAAUUAAGCCAUGUUACCCACAAGGGGGUGCUGUAGUUUAAUUUCUAGAACUCUGCAGGACCUACUGAACGUUCAAUAGAUAGAUAUGCUUUUUUAUGAUGUGUUAAGUUACUGUUUCACCUGACUUGAAAUGUUGCUAAUAAACGAAGAAGUAGAAGGAAAAUAAAGCAGAGUGGUGAUUUAGAUCAAAUGUAAAA